CCCUCUUUAUUCUUUCCCUUCUCUAGUUUAUUUCAUCUCCUUCUCGCUUUAUUCCUCUCUCCCUUGAAAAUUCCAAAGCUGAUGGUUCUAAAACUAGGGUUAGGGUUAGGGUUUUUCGUCCCCAUGUCAAUCGUAACCGGAUUUCUUCUCUUUAAAACUACUCCCGAUCUCAAUUCCUUUCUUCUCUCGCUGUUGUUGAUUCUCGCAAUGGGUUGCUUCGGCGGUCUUUUGAGCAGUUUAUUCCACUCUAUGCUUCCUAGAAAGAGAGCCGUCGGAGCCGCAGCAGCAGACGACGACUCCAGCAGCAACUGCACUGAAAUCUCCCCCAAGAAGCCGCGCCUCGACAACUUGGUCUCGCCUCUGCCCUCGUCGUCUGACCGAAACCACAUGGCACACUCCAACGGCAACCCACCCGAGAUCGAUGAGGAUCUGCACAGCCGGCAGCUUGCUGUCUAUGGACGAGAGACGAUGCGGAGGCUCUUUGCAUCCAAUGUCCUUGUCUCUGGGAUGCAAGGUCUCGGUGUUGAGAUUGCGAAGAACCUCAUUCUUGCAGGUGUCAAAUCUGUCACUUUGCAUGAUGAAGGGACAGUUGAGCUGUGGGACUUAUCCAGCAAUUUUUAUUUCUCGGAGGAUGAUGUAGGGAAGAACCGGGCGCUUGCUUGUGUUCAUAAGCUGCAAGAGCUCAACAGCGCUGUGGUGAUAUCAACCUUAGCGACAGAGUUAUUGAAGGAACAACUCUCUGGUUUCCAGGCUGUAGUUUUCACUGAUAUCAGCCUAGAGAAAGCAAUCGAGUUUAAUGAUUAUUGUCACAGUCACCAACCUCCAAUUUCCUUCAUCAAAUCUGAAGUCCGAGGUCUCUUUGGCAGUGUGUUUUGUGACUUCGGUCCUGAGUUCACUGUCAUUGAUGUUGAUGGUGAGGAACCACAUACAGGUAUAAUUGCAUCCAUCAGCAACGACAAUCCUGCUCUUGUAUCAUGUGUUGAUGAUGAACGGCUUGAGUUUCAAGAUGGGGACCUGGUUAUAUUUUCUGAGGUUCAGGGCAUGACUGAGCUGAAUGAUGGAAAACCAAGAAAGGUUAAAAAUGCGAGGCCAUAUGCAUUUACUCUUGAGGAAGACACGACAAAUUUUGGUCCAUAUGCGAAAGGCGGUAUUGUCACGCAAGUGAAGCAGUCCAAGGUGUUGUGCUUCAAACCCUUAAGAGACGCUCUCAAAGAUCCUGGCGAUUUCCUCCUCAGCGACUUCUCCAAGUUUGACCGUCCACCUUUGCUACACUUAGCGUUUCAAUCUCUGGAUAGGUUUAUUUGUGAAAUGGGACGUUUUCCUGUUGCUGGGUCAGAGGAGGAUGCUGAGAGGCUUAUAGAUUUGGCUACAAGUAUCAAUGAUAGCUUGGGAGAUGGUAGAUUGGAAGAGAUUGAUAAGAAGCUUCUGCGGCAUUUUGCACAUGGCUCCAGGGCAGUUCUAAAUCCCAUGGCUGCCAUGUUUGGUGGUAUUGUUGGACAAGAGGUUGUGAAAGCUUGCUCUGGGAAGUUCCAUCCACUCUUUCAGUUCUUUUACUUUGACUCUGUUGAGUCUCUUCCAACUGAGCCAUUGGAACCUGGCGAUUUGAAGCCAUUAAAUAGUCGUUAUGAUGCACAAAUCUCAGUGUUCGGAUACAAGCUUCAGAAAAAGCUCGAAGAUGCUAAAGUAUUCAUUGUGGGAUCUGGUGCGCUUGGAUGUGAGUUUUUGAAGAAUUUAGCUCUGAUGGGCAUUUGUUGCAGUAGUGAAGGGAAGUUAACCAUAACGGAUGAUGAUGUCAUCGAGAAGAGUAAUCUCAGCAGACAAUUUCUAUUCCGUGAUUGGAAUAUUGGGCAGGCGAAGUCAACCGUUGCUGCUUCUGUUGCUGGUUCUAUCAAUCCUCGUCUCCGUAUACAGGCCCUGCAAAACCGUGCAUCCCCAGAGACUGAAAAUGUGUUUGAUGAUGCAUUUUGGGAGAGUCUUGAUGCUGUUGUUAAUGCACUGGAUAAUGUGAAUGCCAGGAUUUAUAUGGAUAUGAGGUGCUUGUAUUUCCAGAAGCCGCUGUUGGAGUCUGGAACUUUGGGUGCCAAAUGCAAUACGCAGAUGGUCAUCCCUCAUCUGACUGAAAAUUAUGGGGCCUCCAGAGAUCCACCCGAGAAGCAGGCACCCAUGUGCACAGUUCACUCCUUUCCGCAUAACAUUGAUCACUGCCUAACAUGGGCCCGCUCUGAGUUUGAGGGCUUGCUCGAGAAAACACCAGCUGAAGUAAACAGCUUUCUUUCCAAUCCAAGUGAAUAUGUUACUGCAAUGAGAACUGCAGGCGAUGCUCAGGCCAGGGAUCUCUUGGAACGUGUUAUUGAGUGCCUCGACAAGGAGAGAUGUGAAGCAUUUCAAGACUGCAUUACCUGGGCCCGACUAAAGUUUGAAGACUACUUCACUAACCGCGUGAAGCAGUUGACUUUUACUUUCCCUGAAGACGCUGCCACCAGCACAGGGGCACCUUUUUGGUCAGCUCCCAAGCGUUUUCCCCGACCUCUUGAAUUCUCGUCAUCUGAUCCUGGCCACCUUCACUUCAUCAUGGCAGCAUCGAUACUACGUGCCGAGACAUUCGGGAUCCCUAUACCUGACUGGGCCAAGAACCCGAAUAAAUUGGCUGAUGCUGUGGAUAAAGUGAUAGUCCCUGAGUUCUGUCCCAGGGAAGGGGUAAAGAUUGAGACUGAUGAGAAAGCGACUAGCAUUACUGCCGCCUCUGCUGAUGAUGCUGCUGUUAUUAACGAUCUGAUUGUCAAGGUGGAAGAGUGUGCUAAGAAGCUGCCGUCUGGGUUCCGGAUGAAACCGAUACAGUUUGAGAAGGAUGACGAUACAAACUACCACAUGGACUUCAUAGCUGGGCUUGCAAAUAUGCGGGCGAGGAACUACAGCAUCCCUGAAGUCGACAAGCUGAAAGCCAAGUUCAUUGCCGGGAGGAUCAUCCCCGCCAUCGCGACUUCCACGGCAAUGGCCACCGGUCUUGUCUGCCUUGAGCUGUACAAAGUGUUGGGGGGUGGGCACAAGCUGGAGGACUAUAGGAACACGUUCGCCAACCUGGCGCUGCCUCUCUUCUCCAUGGCUGAGCCAGUCCCGCCCAAGGUGAUCAAGCACCGGGACAUGAGCUGGACGGUGUGGGACCGGUGGGUCAUCAGGCAGAACUUGACGCUGAGGGAGUUGCUGCAGUGGCUGCAAGAAAAGGGCCUGAAUGCUUACAGCAUCUCAUGCGGGACGUGCUUGCUUUACAACAGCAUGUUCCCGAGGCACAGGGAGAGGAUGGACCGGCCGGUUGUGGACCUGGCCAGGGAGAUCGCCAAGGUUGAGGUUCCUUCAUACAGGUGCCAUUUGGAUGUUGUAGUGGCUUGCGAGGAUGACGAAGACAAUGACAUCGACAUCCCCUUGAUAUCCAUAUACUUCCGGUAGAGAGUCAGCAGCCAGGCUGCCUCAAUUGAGAGUCAAAGGAACCACAAAGAAAGAAGCGAUCCGGCUUAGUACUCCUUGCAAGAUGGUAGGCCAUGAUCCGUCAUUUUUCAGGGUUGGGGCCCCUGCUCGGGGCAAUGGUGUGGUCUUGAAAUUUUUUUUUUUUUUUUAAAGAGCAUAUUUUUCCUGCAGAGUGUAGAUGAAUGAAUAGGAUUGGCACCAGCACCAUAAGCUUAUGGAACCGCGUAUCAUUUCCAGCCAAUGUGUUACAUGUUUAGGAAAUCCGGUAUGCGCUGAAGGUUGGCCGAUCUGCCCCGGAUGACUGUAUCUUGGAUUGGAUUGUUGGUUGUACAUUCUUUUGAGUGGUAUGACCUACCCAUUGCUUGGAUCGACCUGGUUUUAGUUACA
Magnolia sinica is the source of this 3849-nucleotide messenger RNA. RefSeq names its product ubiquitin-activating enzyme E1 2-like. The record is from RefSeq and is a predicted model, not a curated record. Gene Ontology annotation, molecular function: SUMO activating enzyme activity. Gene Ontology annotation, biological process: protein sumoylation. Lineage: Eukaryota; Viridiplantae; Streptophyta; Magnoliopsida; Magnoliales; Magnoliaceae. Gene Ontology annotation, cellular component: cytoplasm; SUMO activating enzyme complex. The transcript is spliced from 7 exons. Bases 82 to 3444 code for a protein of 1120 amino acids.